Molecule: messenger RNA, 270 nt
Organism: Batrachochytrium dendrobatidis JAM81
Lineage: Eukaryota; Fungi; Chytridiomycota; Chytridiomycetes; Rhizophydiales
Exons: 2
Coding region: 1-270 (89 amino acids)
Source: RefSeq, a predicted model, not a curated record
AUGGGUCGACAAGGUGCCAGAUACAAUGCAAAGGCUCGAGCAGCAUCACAUCUGACUACAUCUGCCAAGCCCCAUUCGAAACCCCGUGAUGGUGGUAUCAAGGCUUCCAUUCAAAAAAUAAAUCCUACAGUGAUUGAGGCUGCCCGCAAAACACUACAUGCAACUAAGCCCAAGUCGGUCCUUUCUACUAAUGAAACUACCAUUCAAAAAGAGGAUUUAUCCAAUCAGACUGAAUAUACAUCACUUCUGAUUCGAUCAAAUGUCUACUAA